Molecule: messenger RNA, 1398 nt
Organism: Prorocentrum cordatum
Lineage: Eukaryota; Dinophyceae; Prorocentrales; Prorocentraceae
Source: the annotation of a GenBank genome assembly
AUGUCGUUGCUUCCUCCAGGCAGAUCCUCGAGAUGGCAAAGCUUUAUCCCAUACAUUCGGCGCAACACGUCGUUCGGCUCUGAUACGUCGGGGCAUGGACAACACGGUGGCAUCACCAAACUUUUAAAGUACCAGAAGCGGUUUCCCACAUAUUGGCUUCAGGGGUCAAUGACCAAUACUGUUCUUGUGUUAUAUCGCAUUUAUUUUGUGUUUGUUUCUCUGAUAAUCGGGCUGGCGUUCGGUAUGAAUCUGCUGAUGGCAUGGUUUAUCGAGUGGCUGCAGGACCUCAUAAACCUCCGCGAUUUCUACGAGCGUCAGGGGGGGUCGUACGACUACGCGAGGCUAGUCAUAUUCUUCGCCGUGGUAAGCCGCUGCUACGUUCUGAUCCGUCUCUUGAGCUACCUCACGUGCUCGGCCACGCACUUCCUCUACGACAUGCUGGGCGCCGCGGAGUUCCAGCUGUACCGCUGCUGCCUGACCGGCAAGGCCGCCGUGGUGAUGGACCAGGCCACGGUGCCAGACUCCACCUCGGCCUUCCAGGCCUGCAGGGAGGCCGACCAGAUCGGCGUGGACCGGGCGCCGUCCGACGGUCAGGCGCCCGCCGCCGUGAUGUCGCGGGUCGACCUGCAGACCACCGCGCGGGCCGAGAAGCACCUGAAGAUGGAGCCGCUGUGGAGGCUGGACUUCCAGAUGACGUGGAACACGGCCUGGCGGUGGUGGCUGGACCUGGCCGUCCAGGCUAUCAUCCACCUCUCCCUGGACGUGGGACCCUUCGCGAUCGUGCUCUGGCACGCCCUGGUCAGGCAGCGGCCCGCGAACCAGGUGAUGAGACUAUGCUUCGGUCGCGGAUUUUCGCUGUACGCGUGUUGGGCGACCACCAGCCAUAUUGUGAUAUUCCACAUCGCCUGGACGCUGAAUGACUAUGUGGCCAAAUGGUGGGCAUUCCGCAGGCUGUGGAAAACCGCAUGCGAGCGCGAGCGAGCAUGGGGCAUGUACGGUGUAGGCGGCGAGGACGACCCUCGACAAGUCAGCGUGACGCUUGUGAGCGCGACAGGGCUUCGCGCUGCCGAUAGCGACGGGCUUUCGGACCCAUACUGCGUCUGCCGGAUACGGGGCAAGUCUGGGUACGAGUUCCAGACUGAGCCCGAGCCGAUGGAGCUCAACCCCCGGUGGGAGCAUUGCCAGUCCAUGCCGGUGCUGGUCCGCGGCUCCACGCUGGAGUUCGAGGUGUGGGAUCACGACAUCUUGUCUGCGGACGAUAUCCUGGGCACAGCCACGCUCAAGCUCAGCUCGGCGGAGUGCGACCUGAGCGAGGUCGUCACGACCGACCUGGAGCUCGGCGGGCACCCAGAAGCGCAGGGGUCGCUGAGGAGAAGUCAAAAGGGGAAUGCGGCAUAG